Messenger RNA from Cooperia oncophora, 348 nucleotides. Lineage: Eukaryota; Metazoa; Nematoda; Chromadorea; Rhabditida; Trichostrongylidae. The record is from the annotation of a GenBank genome assembly.
AUGAAAAAUCUCAUGGAUACCAUGCACAAACGCGGGAAACGUUUUUCAUUUGGCGAACAAAAAACAUUAAUGAGGCAGCUGUUAUCUGGAUUGAAGCACCUCCAUGAUAAUUGGAUUUUACAUCGUGAUUUGAAAACUUCUAAUUUGUUAUUUUCUCACAAAGGUAUAUUAAAGAUUGCCGAUUUCGGUCUCGCUAGAGAGUAUGGUGAUCCACUGAGAGCGUACACGGCCGUUGUUGUAACAUUGUGGUAUCGCGCACCAGAGCUGCUUCUCGGUCAAAAGGUGAGUUGGCUAUGCGUUGAGUGUUUUGCCUUUCGUAACAAUUCGAAAAUUUUUGGAGUUACUUGA